Molecule: messenger RNA, 1284 nt
Organism: Penicillium cinerascens
Lineage: Eukaryota; Fungi; Ascomycota; Eurotiomycetes; Eurotiales; Aspergillaceae
Product: M20 family metallopeptidase
Exons: 3
Coding region: 1-1284 (427 amino acids)
Molecular function (GO): dipeptidase activity
Source: RefSeq, a predicted model, not a curated record
AUGAUCAGUGUUCCAAUGGCGGAUCCUGUUGACCUGACCAAGACCGCAAUUAACAGCCAUCGAACACUGCCACCAAAUGCAAAAGUGCAAAAUGCCAUACACGAAUAUAUUCUAAGCCUUGAAACGGAGCUUAGAGCUCUUAAUAAAUAUAUCCACGAGAAUCCGGAGCUCGCCUACAAGGAGCAUAAUGCCCAUAAUGCCAUCUGUGACUUUCUGGAAGGACUCGGCUACCAGGUGACGCGACAUGCGUACGGCUUGAAAACGUCGUUCGAGGUCAUUAGCGGGAAAGGUAGCAGGACUGUCAAUUUCAACGCAGAGUACGAUGCACUCCCGGAAAUGGGACACGCCUGCGGCCAUAACCUCAUUGCCACUGCCAGUGUGACCGGAUUCAUUGCUCUCUCUUAUGCCCUAAAGCAGUUCGGAAUCGAUGGGCGGGUGCAACUUCUUGGUACACCGGCUGAAGAAGAUGGAGGUGGAAAAAUUGAUCUACUCAAUGCAGGAGCAUAUGAGAAGGUGGAUGUGUCGCUGAUGAUGCACCCGAUGUCGGAUGCUGAAUACAUAGACGAAGACGUCCUGGGGUCAGCAGGGUUCUCAUCCGUCGCAUCUUACAACUUGGAAUGCACCUACCGUGGCAUUAGUUCCCAUGCUGGUGCCACACCAUGGGAGGGUGUCAAUGCACUAGAUGCCCUAGUUUCAACCUAUAUCAACGUUUCUAUGCUGCGACAGCAGAUUCAGCCCACGGAGAGAGUCCAUGGUGCUAUCGUCGAAGCCCCAAAGGUCACCAGCAAUGCUAUCCCGGCGCUUACAAAAAUUCAGUAUACGACCAGAAGCCCCACUAUUAGAGGUGCAAGAAACCUUGGAGACAGAAUCCGUCGGUGCAUGGAGGCUGGAGCGCUUGCUACCGGUUGUAAGUUGGAUAUUGAAGAAAUGUCUGGGUACGCAGAUUUGCGCGUCAAUGAACCCCUGUGCAGCUCGUUCCAGCAGCACAUGUCAGCAAACGGUAUAAAAGUUCUCAAAUCAGAGGGGCCUAUUGCCGCAGCAACAGACCAGGGUAACGUUUCCUACGCGAUACCCGCCUUGCAUGCAGUUAUCGGUAUUCCGGUGGAUGAUGGAUCUAAGAACCACACCGCCGGGUUUGCUAAGGCAGCAGGAACCCCUGUGGCACAUGAGAGGACAAUAGUGUCCGGGAAGGCAAUGGCCAUGACUGGCUGGGACAUUCUCACCAACGAUGCGUUGUAUGAACAAGUAAAGCAGGACUUUGAGAGGGACAAAAAGUUCCGGUAG